AUGAAAGUUGAUUCAUUGAAGUUGCCAACUGUUACAACUCAUUCAAAUGAGUUAGGAGCAUCAUCUUCGGGAACAAAAUCUAUUAUUGAAGAAAACGAAGAUGAUGAGUUAGAAAUUGCAAUACAAUUGGCCAUUGUCAACUCAUUGGAAAACAUUGAUUCAAAAAAGAAACACAAGGAUGAAAAGUCAGAUACAAAAGAAAACGAAGAAGUCCUUGUGGAAACUGAUAAUGAAGAAACAGAUGAUGAAGAAGCUGUUGAUGAUGAUCAUAAGCAACAGAAUGAAAACAUUGAGAGAGUAAAACCGAGAUCAGCUCCAGGGUGGGAGAAUGUAAAGAAACCAACCAAUUGCCCAAUGGAGGAAAAGGAUUCCGGGGAAGAGGAAGAUGAUGAAGAAGGUGAUGAAAAUGAAGAAACUGACGAUGAUGAAGAUGAAAACAAUGAGGAUGAGAAUGCUGAGAAUAAAUCUGAAAACCUCAAUUCACCUUCUUGGCAUGCAGAAGUUAAUGAACAAGAUGAAAACAUUAACAGAGAAGAAAUUGUUGCGUCUGCUCCAAGAAAAAUGAAAAGACAAAGCGUGGAAGCAAAGACAAAGUUGCAACCAGUUCGACGAGUGGAAAAAAUCAUUGAAUAUGAAGCAGAAGAUCCAAUGGAAGAAGACGAUGAAGAAACAGAUGAUGAUAUACUGAUUAGUCAAUUCAAAGUUGCAAGGACACAACCACCAAAGAAAAGAACAAAAAAGGAGAAGAAUGCAACAACAAAAAAGGAAGUCGAAAAGGAUAACAAAGCACUUGCAAAAAAGGAAAAGGGAGUGGUACAGAAGAAGGUAGCCAAGGCCUUGGGAACAAGAACACCAACUGAAGAAGCUUAA
Spinacia oleracea (spinach) is the source of this 870-nucleotide messenger RNA. RefSeq lists its product as uncharacterized. The record is from RefSeq and is a predicted model, not a curated record. The transcript is spliced from 4 exons. The coding region runs from base 1 to 870 and encodes 289 amino acids. NCBI's taxonomy places the organism in Eukaryota, Viridiplantae, Streptophyta, Magnoliopsida, Caryophyllales, Amaranthaceae.